Messenger RNA from Rosa chinensis, 866 nucleotides. RefSeq lists its product as uncharacterized. The transcript has 4 exons. Lineage: Eukaryota; Viridiplantae; Streptophyta; Magnoliopsida; Rosales; Rosaceae. The coding region runs from base 32 to 637 and encodes 201 amino acids. The record is from RefSeq and is a predicted model, not a curated record. Gene Ontology annotation, biological process: proteolysis. Gene Ontology annotation, molecular function: cysteine-type peptidase activity.
CUACCUUCAUGAUGUUUUGAAGAGAUCUAAGAUGACUGAGAUGGUAGCCUUUGUUGAUCCUGAUCAUACGGGUGCACUUGGCUGUGGAAAUCCUACUGAACGAGCUCGGUCUUUGUCUAAUCGGUUCCAAAAUGGAAAGCCUGGCCAGAUUUAUUUGGUGCCGUAUAACUCAGGUUCUCAUUGGAUGUUGUCUGUUGUGAAUCCCGAUGAAGAGAUCAUUUACUUUAUGGAUCCGUUAAAGAGGAGCCUCAUAACUGGUGAAUGGAAAACAAUUUUGGAUAACUCCAUUAAAAUCUACAAUGCUAACAAGAAUAGGAAAGGGAGGAAAUUAAUCCAGUGGAAAAAUCUUGCUGGCAUUCCUGAGCAAAAUGGUGGCAAGAGUUGUGGUUAUUGGAUCAUGCGUUACAUGAAGGAGAUAGUGGAAGACACAAAUUUGGAGUUUGCUACUAAGGUAUUUGAGCAGCUUCCAAUACCAUUAUAUACUUUAUUUCAUGGUUUGAUGAAUAUAAUCUUCAUAUAUCAUAUAUACUAUGUUUUUUUUUUUUUUUUUUUUUGCAGUGGGAUAGAAGAGCAAAUCUUGUUUACACAGAAAAGGAUAUUGAUGAAGUUCGGGCUGAAUGGGCGAAACAUGUUAUGAAGUUUGCACAAGUGUAGUGCGCACAAAGAGGAUCUGUGGUAUAUGCAUAGUUAGGGCUAGCUGUUUUUGUGCAUAUUGACAUUGAAUGCAUAGCUAGAUUAUGGAGGGUUUUUUUGCCUAACUAAUAUGAUCGACUUUUGCCUUUAUCGAUCAUAUUUUGACCUCCUAACAGAUUACUCAACUUGUAGGAUGGAUUGAUGGUAAUGUUGAAUAUUGAUGUAGUUUGCUG